UGUAUCUCACAGUAGUCAAUUACACCACGGUAGCGUUAAGUAGUCUCAUAUCCUUUGCUUCUUUACAAUGUUCUUUCGAGUGCUGCAAAGGUUGUCAACGAUUGCAGAGGCGCCCUUCACCACAUAUAACUCUCCUCUCACUACCAGGAAGCUAAAUAACCUCGCCACAGACACGAAAUUAAAGAGAAGCGUGUCUAAUAAUGUUGGGUCACGAGCCAGUGUUUCUCACAGACUGAAAGGUAUUGAUGCUAAACAGUUAAAGACUUCACCAUUAGGAAAGAAAUUAGGUGAUCAAUUUAUUGCUAAUUCUGGCCCUUAUUAUAGUUCACCAACAAAAUGGAAAAGUCAUUUUAUAUCUUCACUAUUUCACAAACCUCCCGGAAUGCCAUGUACACACCUACAACAAUAUCGCAGUAUAUGGGAUAUAUUUAGAAAAACUGACUUCGGAAGUUACGAUGUACUUGACGACACAGGGGAAGUAUCUCAGGCUCAGCUAGUCCCAUCCCAUAUUGCGUGUCCAGUGUAUUUCGAGACUGGGGAACCUGCAGAAGGGCCAAGUGGGCCAGAAUUAAAGGCUGCGUGGCAGGUCGAUUCAAUGAAGGAAUCAUGCCGGCUGGCAAGACUGGUGAUGAACACUGUUGCAGAAAAUAUUAAAAGUGGCAUGACGACGGACGAUAUCGACAUCCUUGUUCACAAUAAAAUAAUUGAAAAUGGGGCUUAUCCCUCACCCCUAAACUACCAUGGAUUUCCAAAGAGCGUGUGCACGAGUGUCAAUAAUGUAGCCUGCCAUGGGAUACCAGAUGACAGGAAGUUGAUAGAUGGCGAUAUCAUCUCAGUUGACAUUACUGUUUUCUGCAAAGGAUAUCAUGGAGAUUGUUGCGAAACCUUCUUCAUUGGAGAUGCAGAUGAAGCCGGCCAACACUUAGUUGAUGCUGCUCGAAAAUGUCGAGAUGAAGCUAUUGCGAUAUGUGGCCCUGGAGUUCCAUUUGCAGCUAUUGGUCAUAAAGUAGAACAAGUUGCCAGACGUGAGAAGGUCACUGUCGUUCCAUGCUUUAUUGGCCAUGGUAUUGGCACUUAUUUUCAUGGUCCCCCAGAUAUCUACCAUUGUUACAACAACUACCCAGGCACCAUGGAAGAAGGAAUGACCUUCACAGUGGAGCCCAUAGUAGCUCAGGGUCAAGAGGAUGUGUUGAUCCUUGAAGACGGUUGGACAGCAGUCAUGGUGGACAAUGGUAGAGCAGCACAGUUUGAGCACACUGUCCUCAUCACAGAAAGCGGCCAUGAAAUUCUCACAGCUUGAAUGAGCAAAGAAGGGGGGUUGAGUGAGGAAGAGGCAUGAUAUGAUUUUGGGGUGAAAUGUGUUGCAAGGAGUGCUAUGGUGGAUGAGUGCAGAGUAGCUCAUUUCAAGCACUAUAUAUUCAUUAUAGAAGGCCACAAAAUUCCCAUAGCAGAGGGUCACAAGAAAAUGUAGGGAGAUGGAUGAGGGGGAAAAUAGUAGUUUGUGGGUUGUAAUGUUUUGGACAGAAUGACUUUUGAAAAGAGGAUUUGAUUGGGGUGCAUUUUGUGUUUUGUAUUUAUUUAUGAAAAAAA
Penaeus monodon (black tiger shrimp) is the source of this 1590-nucleotide messenger RNA. RefSeq names its product methionine aminopeptidase 1D, mitochondrial-like. Gene Ontology annotation, molecular function: metalloaminopeptidase activity. The record is from RefSeq and is a predicted model, not a curated record. NCBI's taxonomy places the organism in Eukaryota, Metazoa, Arthropoda, Malacostraca, Decapoda, Penaeidae. Gene Ontology annotation, biological process: proteolysis. The transcript is spliced from 6 exons. The coding region runs from base 68 to 1300 and encodes 410 amino acids.